Cadophora gregata is the source of this 1260-nucleotide messenger RNA. RefSeq lists its product as uncharacterized. The record is from RefSeq and is a predicted model, not a curated record. The coding region runs from base 1 to 1260 and encodes 419 amino acids. Lineage: Eukaryota; Fungi; Ascomycota; Leotiomycetes; Helotiales; Ploettnerulaceae. The transcript is spliced from 2 exons.
AUGCUGGCAAGGUCCAAAUCACUACAGAAUUACAGAUAUGGCGGGUUGAGAUACGGAAGAUGCGAUGAUGAAUGGGAAGAUGUAUCGCCGGUGUCGUGGAGGUAUAGGGCGGAGGAGAGAGAAGAAGAAGAGAAGUCGCCGGCACACCCACGAUUCAUCUCCAUUGGUCACGUGCACGGGUCAACUUCGCGUGCAGGCUUGGCGCGUCAACAUCUGGAGAAUCGCGAUAUCCUCUCACUUCAGCAGAGAUCGGCAUACAUUCUAGCAAUGGCUCUCAAUAACUCCAAACGGAGUUACGAGAGUUUCUCCGAGCACUUGGGGUCAUCUUCCAUCUUUUCCGAGCCCAGCCAAGCCUUCAAACGGCCACGAGCAAACAUCGAACCUUCGCUAUGGAAUCAGAUUCUUUCGCUCCCUCAUACCACAAUCCAGAGCCUGCUAUACCAGAUAUGCAGCGCCAACCCGUCUCUUUCGUCUUUUGUGACGUCUGCGCACGAUGCACGCGUUGCUGAAGAAGCAGCAAGACCGCCUGUCAACUUCGAUAAUUACAGCAGGGAUUGCUGGUACACCAUGAAUAAGAAGUACAAGCGACUCUCUUGCGGGAAGCAAUUUGAGAUGAUGGGCGAUAUCUGCCAGGUAUUGGAUGAGAGUCGAGAUGCUAUCGUUGACGCCGCUGGAGCUGAUGUGCGCUGGGAGACGAGACGGAAUGCCCUCGAGGCACUCCGAAAGAUAUGCAAGAGUAUUAUGCUAUGCGACGAACCACAAAUCCGACAUGAGCUAAUGAAAGACGGAUACAUGCUGGGACAAUUCGCAGACAGUAUGCAGGAACUAGCCAGAGGCAUGACCAAAGAAGAGAGAAAGUGGUAUAAACAAGAAGGGCUGUACGAGAAGCUCCUGGAACUCCACCAGGAAUGCGACCCUAUAGAAAUGGAAGGCUUGCCGAUAGUAUACAAGAUUUUUGAUGGUGUUGAAGACGAUGAGGGCGAUGAGGAGGACGAAGAGGAAGGUGGUGAGCAAGAAGAGGACGAAUAUGAAGACCAAGACUGCGAAGCAGACGUUAUUGACGAUACAUAUGAACAUAACGACGAUCAGACUGGAGACGAAGAACUAAUCCUAGAAGAGAAAGGCGAGCCUCGGAGUACUGUCGAUUCUACUCUGGAAAAGCCAGAUCACGGCUCGUCUGCCCUCAAAUUACUCCAACAUCUGACCGAGCCGUCUCACACUCACCGGACAAAGGUUUUCAGCAUUGGGGAGUUAUCUUAA